AUGCCUGCGGAUUACCAAUCCACCGUCAGGGCAUUGUCUCUUUCACCCUCUUCUCCGGAUCCCAUACCUUCAUCUCCUAGCAGUGAUGCUCACCCGCCCUGGAGUCGCGCCGGUAGGCGAAGCUCCAUCCGGUUGGGCGGGCAAGCUACAAGCUAUCGCGAACAGAUAAUCCAACGCGGUACAGAGUUAUAUGUCCGUAUGAAUACGAUAUGGGAGGGGAUGACUCCAUUGAAGAAAAUAGCGACUUUCUUCGCUGCUUUAUUUGUGGGCGCAUCCGGUAUCGCGUUCAUGGUGUUCACUGGGAAGUUGUUCAUCUGGCUUGGCCCGGUCGCUGAGAAGUGGGAAACAUCCUGGUUAGCCGCCUUCAUCCUGUGGCUGUGUGUCUUUUUUGUCUCAUUCCCCCUCUUGUGGGUUGGUCUACAUUUGGGACUGUGGCUGGUUUUAUAUUUGGUGUAUGGAAAGGGUAAGAGAUCGAUUCAUGUUUUUUAUUAUUAUUUAACCUGCGAAAACAAUGAAAACGGAAGGCUAACUCGAUACUUAUUUUAUAGAUGGCUGAUCUACGCUUCCGCAACAGUUCUGGGGUCGACUGUCUCGUUUUAUGUUUCGCGGACAAUUCUAUCUGGAUUCGUCAAACGCCUUAUGGAACAUGACAAGAGGUUCGCUGCAUUGGCCCUGACAUUGAAGUAUGAUGGGCUCAAGCUUCUUUGUAUGAUCCGUUUAUGCCCGCUGCCCUACUCGAUCUGCAACGGAGCUGUGUCCACAUUUCCUACGGUGCAGCCAUUGAUGUAUGGACUUGCGACGGCUAUCAUCUCUCCCAAAUUGUUGGUCCCUGCGUUUAUUGGUAGUCGAAUUCGUCUGCUCUCCGAGAAGGGCGAGGAGAUGAGUGCGGGAUCCAAAGCCGUAAACAUCUGCAGUAUUAUCCUUACAGUCGGUAUUGGAAUCUUUACCGGGUGGUAUAUAUACCAAAGGACUUUGGCUCGCGCCAAAGAGCUCGAAGCCCAAGAGCGUGCGGAUAUCCGGGAUUCUCUCCAAGCUGAUCAUGCGGCGCACCGCCCUCAUGGUCGGUUUUCGGAAGAUCCUGAUGUGAACAAAGCCUCUACUACUCUUGCAAGAGACGAAGAAGAGCGAAUUGGAUUCACUGAUUUGGACGAUGACAAUGUUGACCUGAUCUUGGGUGACGAUAGCGACAGUGACCAGCCGGGGCCUUGGAAAAACUCGACCAGGAGAUCAUAUCACGAUGAGUUCACCGAUAAUGACUCAGAUGGGUUCGCAGGGGAGGAUGAGGCAUAUGGUCUGCACACUCAUGUUCAAAACUAGAUAACCCAAAUAAAUAAAGUAGAUC
Molecule: messenger RNA, 1342 nt
Organism: Penicillium crustosum
Lineage: Eukaryota; Fungi; Ascomycota; Eurotiomycetes; Eurotiales; Aspergillaceae
Exons: 2
Coding region: 1-1317 (438 amino acids)
Biological process (GO): vesicle-mediated transport; mitotic spindle elongation
Cellular component (GO): Golgi membrane
Source: RefSeq, a predicted model, not a curated record